AUGCUCUAAAAUAGUUCCUCAGAAAUUACACAGCCUUUGCUAGAUGGGUAUAAUAAACCUGAUAAAAAAUCUAAUGAGUUUCAAGAUAUUGUCCCUACCGAUUAUUAGUGGAUUCUUGAUAAAUAUCAAGAAGUUGAUUAUUCAAAGGAGGAAAGUAGAAUUUAAAAAACAUUAAUAAAAAUUGAGGGGAAAAUAGAAUAAAUUUUUAUAUUAGAACAUAAAAAUUUGAUAAUAUGCAAAAGAGAUAAUUCAUUUUUAGAUGUCGUUAAGAAAGAUUCUUCUUAGCUAAUUAAAACUGUUUAAAUUUACUAGGGUUCAAACAUAACCUAUUAGGUUUAUGAUAACGCUGAUUACAUUAUGUUUUAAAUUUAAAAUGGAAAUAUUUAUCUUUAUAAACUUGAAGAAUUUGAGAAAGAGGCGGGAAAUCAUUUAAUUGAAUUAUAAUUUGAAUAACCUAGUUUAUUUAAAUAUUCUUCAAUCUAAUCUCAGUUUGAUGUACUAGUUACUUUAUAUGAUGAGAUAAUAUUAUUUCGUCUAGAUAAGAAUAUCAACGUUUUUGAAGUUGAUUAUGCCAAUCAAUCACAAUUUUAUGUUAAAAAAUAUGUUUAUUCUCGGCAUUAAAUAUUUUUCAAAGAUUAGUUAGAUGAUGUAUUUAGAUUUGAAUGA
Messenger RNA from Stylonychia lemnae, 666 nucleotides. The record is from the annotation of a GenBank genome assembly. NCBI's taxonomy places the organism in Eukaryota, Ciliophora, Spirotrichea, Sporadotrichida, Oxytrichidae.